This is a messenger RNA of Triplophysa dalaica, 4030 nucleotides long. Its product is annotated as NACHT, LRR and PYD domains-containing protein 3-like. The transcript is spliced from 9 exons. The coding region runs from base 72 to 3407 and encodes 1111 amino acids. Gene Ontology annotation, molecular function: protein binding. The record is from RefSeq and is a predicted model, not a curated record. NCBI's taxonomy places the organism in Eukaryota, Metazoa, Chordata, Actinopteri, Cypriniformes, Nemacheilidae.
AGAGGAUCUUACUUAUCGAGGAAGCGGCUAACUGCCAUGAACUACUACUGCAAAAAGUCAGUUAGUGAUGGAUGAUGGAGCUUCUCAAGAACUCGCUAUAUGAUCUCAGAAAAGAUGAACUUAAAGAGUUUCAGUGGCACCUGAGGAAUGAUUAUAAGUUUCCAGCUUCUGGACUGGAGGAAGCAGAUGUAUUAGAUACAGUAGAUAAGAUGGUGGAGCGUGAGAAACAAGAAGGAGCUGUGAACAUCACACUGGACAUCCUGAAGAAGAUGAACCAGAACCAGCUGGCUGAAGAACUAGAGAAAAAACUCAAAGUAAAGAAAGGUGCAGUUGACAGUAAAGCUGUUGAUGUUGAUUACAGUGAGUUCAGCAACACACUGAAGAAGUUAUUAAAACAGAAUUAUGAGAGAAUAUUGGAUGGUAAUUCACACCAGAAUACAUACUUGACUGAUAUCUACACCGAUCUCUAUAUAGUGAAGAAUCAAACUGGUGGUGUAGUGAAUGAACACGAAGUUAGACAGAUUGAAUCAAACAGAACUGCUGCUGAGGACACGUCUGUCAUGUGUAAUGACAUAUUUAAAGUCCAGCGUGAUACAGGUCGACAAAACAGAAAAGUGCUGACGCUGGGCAUCGCAGGUGUGGGCAAAACUGUCUCUGUCAGUAAAUUCAUCCUUGACUGGGCUGAAGGAAAAGAAAAUCAGGAAAUCAUCUUUAUUUUUCCUCUAGCCUUCCGUGAACUGAAUCUGAUUUCAGGGAACCGCAGUCUAAUGGGAUUGAUUAAUAAAAAGUUCUUUGGUUCUGAAAAUCAACUGUCCUCACUGCCUAAAGAAGAAGAUAAAGUGAUGUUCAUCUUUGAUGGUCUGGACGAGUGUCGCUUCUCUUUGAGCUUUAAGAACAGUGAGGGAUUUACAGAUAUUACUAAAGAAACUACAGUGGAUGUCAUAAUAACAAACCUGAUCGAGAAAAAUCUGAUUCCCUCUGCUCUCAUCUGGAUCACCUCCAGACCAGCAGCAGCCCAUCUGAUACCUCCAGAACACAUUGAUCAGGUGACAGAGAUCAGAGGAUUCAACGAUGAGCAGAAGGAGAAAUACUUCACCAGAAACAGCAAACCUGACAUGUCAGAGAGAAUCAUCUCACACAUCAAGAGAUCCAGAAGUCUGCACAUCAUGUGUCAUAUUCCCGUCUUCUGCUGGAUCUGUCUCAGUGUUCUCCAGCCUCUGAUGACUCGAGAGAAUCAGGACAAAACUCCCGCAACUCUCACAGGGAUGUACAUCUACUUCUUACUCUCUCAGAUGAAACGGAUGAAAUCAAGAAAACAAAGUGACAAUCUCCCUCAGUCUUUUGAAGAUGUUGUUCUGAAGCUUGGGAAACUGGCCUUCACACAGCUUCAGAAAGGAAAUCUGAUUUUCUAUAAAGAAGAUCUUGAGGAAUGUGAGCUGUAUGUCGAUGAUGGUAUAGUUUUCUCUGGGUUAUGCACUCAGAUGUUUCAGGCAGAAAAGCCAGUUUCUGGGAGAAAGGUCUUCAGUUUUGUACAUCUCAGUGUUCAGGAAUUCCUCGCUGCUCUUUACGUGCUUUUCAUUUACAGAAACAGAAAAAAAAACCCAUUCUGUCUCACUCUUGGAGACAAACUAAAAAGGACAUUCAAGAAAAAUUCACUGGUUGACCUUCAUAAGAUUGGAAUUAAAAAUGCUCUUCAGAGUAAGAAUGGACACCUGGAUCUUCUCCUGCGGUUCCUCAUGGGUCUCUCUCUGGAGUCAAAUCAGAAUGAGCUGAAAGAUCUUCUGCCCUCACUGAACAUCACAGCAGAAGACAUGAGACAGACUUGUGAAUACAUCAAACAGAAAAUUAAGAAAUCUGAAUCAUCAGAGAAGAGCAUCAAUCUCUUCCACUGUCUGAAUGAACUGAAAGAUGAUUCACUGAUCACAGAAAUCCAGGAGUAUCUAAAUUCAGAAGAUCUUUCAGCACAUAAGCUCUCUUCUGUUCAGUGGUCUGCUCUGGUGUUUGUGCUGCUGAUGUCUGAAGAGACUCAAGAGAUGUUUGAGAUGCAGAAAUACAGAAGAUCUGAUGAUGCUCUGAUUCGACUUCUGCCAGUGAUCAGAAACACCAGAAGAGCUCUUCUUCAGAACUGUAAUCUGACUGAUGAGUGUUGUGAAAGAUUGUCUUCAUGUCUACAAUCAUCAACGUCUCUGAGAGAGCUGGACCUGAGUAACAAUGAUCUGAAGGAUUCAGGAGUGAAGCUGAUCUCUGAUGCUCUCAAGACUCACAACUGUCAACUACACACACUGAGAUUGUGUGGGUGUAAUGUGACUGAAGAGUGUUGUGUAAGUUUGUCUUCAUGUCUACAAUCAUCAACGUCUCUGAGAGAGCUGGACCUGAGUAACAAUGAUCUGAAGGAUUCAGGAGUGAAGCUGAUCUCUGAUGCUCUCAAGACUCACAACUGUCAACUACACACACUGAGAUUGUCGUUGUGUAAUGUGACUGAAGAGUGUUGUGUAAGUUUGUCUUCAUGUCUACAAUCAUCAACGUCUCUGAGAGAGCUGGACCUGAGUAACAAUGAUCUGAAGGAUUCAGGAGUGAAGCUGAUCUCUGAUGCUCUCAAGACUCACAACUGUCAACUACACACACUGAGGUUAUCAGGUUGUAUGGUGACAGAUGAAGGUUGUUGUUCUUUGGCUUCAGCUCUGAGUUCACAGUCGUCACACCUGAAAGAGCUGGAUCUGAGCUACAAUCACCCACAACACACAACACUUCAGCUGCUCUCUCACACAAUCAAUGAUCCAAACUACACAAUCAAUGUGGGUCAUGGAGGAGAGAGAAGAAUUACAGCAGGACUACACAAGUAUGUCUGUGAUCUCACACUGGAUCUAAACACAACACACACUCUCCUCAAACUGUCUGAAGAGAACAGAAAGAUCACACAUGUGAGAGAGUGUCAGUCGUAUCCUGAUCAUCCAGACAGAUUUGAUCAUGACGUGUAUCAUCAGGUGUUGUGUAGAGAGAGUCUGACUGGACGCUGUUACUGGGAGACUGAAUGGAGCGGAUCAAUUGUUCAUAUAUCAGUGUCAUAUAAAAGCAUUGAGAGGACAGGACGCAGUUAUGAUUGUGGGUUUGGAUGGAAUGUAAAAUCAUGGUGUCUGUGGUGCUAUAAUAACAGAUUCACUGCAGUUCACAAUAAGAAUCAAACACACAUUAGUGUCUCUCCAGGUGUGUGUAAGAGAGCAGGAGUGUAUGUGGACCAGUCGGCCGGCAUUCUGUCCUUCUACAGCGUCUCUGACACACACACACUCAAACACUUACACACAUACUACACAACAUUCACUGAGCCUCUCUGUGCUGGAUUUGGUGUGUAUAAUGACUCCUCAGUGUGUCUGUGUGACAUAAACAGUCUCUAUAGAGCCUCCUGUUAAACACAAGAGAGACACACACAUAACCACAUGAGUUAUAACACAAAUGCUGUCAAAUGUUUCUCUUCUGCUUUCUUUCAUCUGGACAUUAUUGUGUGUGUGUGUGUGUGUGUGUGCGUGCGUGCGUGCGUGUGUGUGUGCGUGAAAAUGAGCAAAGAAAUCACAAUAACUGUCAAUAAUGAGUAAAUAUAUAGAUAAUAACAGACAUUCAACUGUAUUUACAUUAUUUAUAUGUUUGUGUGUCAAUAUUUGUCACGUCAGACUCUUAGUCACUAGUUUGUUUCCAUCAGAGACAAAAGUUCUUGUGUGAGUGGAGGAAGAUUUUCUGUUUAGUUUUCAUCAGUUGCUUGUUUCUCUGUCACUGAUGUGAAAGUUCUCAUGAACAAGAGCAGAUUCAUGUUGUGUAAAUGUUGUGCUCUUUAACUCUGUUUAUAUAUGAUCAUAUAUGACACACGUGAACUCUGUUGUGUUCUUUUACUCUGUUUAUAUAUGAUCACAUAUGACACACGUGAACUCUGUUGUGCUCUUUUACUCUGUUUAUAUAUGAUCAUAUAUGACACACGUGAACUCUGUUGUGCUCUUUUACUCCGUUUAUAUAUGAUCAUAUAUGACACACGUGAACUCUG